AUGCGCCGCGAGCGAGACGCUGCGAGCCGGAAACUUGAAGGCCUGCCACCUCUCGAGCCCGACCCGCCUCUUCGCAACCCCGCUUCUUUGCUCGGAGAAGACGUCUUCGCCCGUUUCGGUGGCAAAGCCCGCUCUCGUGACCCCUUCGCCAGCAGCGGUGUCGUCCGUCCUGCGUCGUCCGAAGCGUCGACAGUCAGGAAGGCGACGCAGCCCCAGCAAUACGCCGAGCAGCCGACGCUCCGGCCAUACAGCGAGUGGAGCGGUGCGGGACCUGCGCCCUACGGCGUUUCCUGGGUCGGCUCUGACACGAGCAGAGUCGAACAGGCCCUUUGGCGACUUCUUGACGGAUUCGAGCAGCAGAAUGGCGCUCUCGUGCACAGCCAAGUACAGCAGGACCGCAUCGCCCAAGUUGUCGGAGAACUCGCUCGAUGGGUUGCCGAAGACCGCUCGAUGCGCGAAGCGCAGUUCAGUGAGCUCGCGCGUGCGGUUGACGGCGUUGCCAGGCAUAUCGCGGAUCUCCCGCAGCACCUCCUCGCUUCGCUCCAGGCCGCCGAAGGACUGCUACCAGUGCCGGCUGCUACGACGUCAACCGAUGUCGAGCAUCCGAUUGUCGAUCAUCCUUUCGUCGCGCAGGAAGCUGCCGCAGCCGGAGAAGCAGCUGUUUCGCACGAGCCGAACGAGAACGCAGCUCCGCCUACCGAUGCCGUCGCAGCCGUCGCACCCGAGUCCGUCGACAAGCGGCCUCGCUUCGGCGUCAACCCGCUAAGCUCAUUCGCACAGCUCGACAAGCAGAUUGCGACCGGUGCGAAGGAAGGCGGGACGGUUGGGAAGGUGAAGGGUCCGAGGCUACCUGCGAUCCGUCUCUGGGGCGCGCCUGAACCCGUUGCCGACCGACCAGGAAGAUGGGGCGGAGGAGCUGUUGCGGCGAAAGAAGCGAAGGAUCGCGCCGAGACGGACGAGGUUCUCGCCGAGGCAGACGCAUCGCCAAACGGUCCGAUAGUCGACGCUCUCAAGAAGGACGAGAAGCUCGGCGCGGCAUUGCAGGCGUUGGCGGAGGGCCAGGGGGACGAGAUUGACGCCGGCACGGUCUCGCUCGCUGUCUUCGAGAUCCUCAAGACGAUGCGCGACAUCUCGGCGAAGCAGGCGGCGCAAGAAGCGAAGGAGGCGGAGGAGAAGGCCAAGAACCAGGGCUUGUCGCUCAAGGAGAAAGCCGAGCUUGAGGCGAAGAAGGCGGAGAUUGCUCGUCUAGAGCUCGAGACGAAGAACAACGCGGAGAGGACGGCGCGUAUCAACGAGAUGGUUGCCAAGCUUGCCGAGAAGAGCGACAAGGCGGACGCGCUGCUUCGCGAAGUAGCCCAGAACGUCAAGGACGGCAAGAAGACUACGAUGGAUCCGGCUCUCACCGACGAGGUCAAGCGCUUGCUAGGCGGCAUCCGGACAGGCGUUGACGAGCACGUCAAGGACUUUCGAGGACAGCUCACUAGCGAGGUCCAGCGAAUGUUCAAGGAGGUCGGCAAGCUGCGCGACGAGAAGAAGACGCUACAGAGCGAGAUCGCCGAGCUCAUGGCGUUUCAAGCGAAGCACGGCGGCUCGAUGCCCAAACCGCCCGCCGCCGCCGUCCCCUCCUCGCCCGCUCCCGCUCCGCAGCCCUCGACCGACCCAGGCCCGCUCGAGCCGCCAAAGCCAGGCAUGCCGUCCAGCGGGUUCUUCGGUCCGCGGCCGAUGAAGUAG
Messenger RNA from Rhodotorula toruloides NP11, 1731 nucleotides. RefSeq lists its product as uncharacterized. The record is from RefSeq and is a predicted model, not a curated record. Lineage: Eukaryota; Fungi; Basidiomycota; Microbotryomycetes; Sporidiobolales; Sporidiobolaceae. The coding region runs from base 1 to 1731 and encodes 576 amino acids. The transcript is spliced from 13 exons.